Messenger RNA from Lingula anatina, 850 nucleotides. RefSeq lists its product as uncharacterized. NCBI's taxonomy places the organism in Eukaryota, Metazoa, Brachiopoda, Lingulata, Lingulida, Lingulidae. Gene Ontology annotation, molecular function: calcium ion binding. The record is from RefSeq and is a predicted model, not a curated record.
UGGUAUGAAGCGACGGGGCAGAGUGAAGACGAUGCCGCUAAGCAUCUUGUUACUGACCAUUUUAUUCACGUUGACAGCUGCUCAAACAUGCGAUGAGAAUGCAGAGUGUGUUUCAAACACAGGGUUAUUCCUCAACAACCAUCUGUUGGGAAACGGGGUCCUGUGUUCAAUUUUCUUCAGCUCGUGCCAGCCGAACCCAGUACAGACACCAACAACAGGUUGUACUUGUGUAUGUAGAAACGGAUUUACUGGGGACGGAACCACGUGUACAGAUGUCGACGAAUGUGCCGAUUCCCCUUGUCCAAACCAACAAUGUAUCAACACUAUAGGCAGUUAUCAAUGUGUUGAUGAUAUAGACGAGUGUUCUCUGGAUAUCGAUAACUGCGCAGAAAAUUCCACGUGUGCUAACACUGUGGGUAGCUAUACCUGCACGUGCCUCAACGGUUUUACUGGUGAUGGCACAACGUGUGAGGAUAUAGACGAAUGUGCACUAAACAAUACAUCUACAUCACAGGACUUAAAUGAUCGUAAGCGAAGAUCUAUCGGCGAAAUUCACGUACUCAAUGAAUUACAGCGUCGUGGAAAUGUUAAAAGAAGAAAAAGACAAUUAAUCCAAUUUGGUUCAAAUGUACGUCAAAACUGGUGGCCAGCAGUAAGGACAACAACAGUGGUACGUAUAAUUACAACAACCCCAUCGCCUACACCUGAAUCAACACAGGCAAUAAUUGGAGGAACAACAGCGACAUUUCCUCCGAAUACAAUUACAUCAAAUAAUUGCGCUCAAAAUGCUUUAUGCGUAAACACCGUGGGUAGUUUCACUUGCGCGUGCAAAGACGGUUUCACCGGNUAG